GGCGCUCUUCUGCCUGUUGACCUGCUCGCUGAUUAUCCAAAUCUUGUCUAUUGGCAUGCUCAGCUUCCUGUUGUUGCAAUUGCUGCUGAAUCUGCUGUUGCUCAGCUUCCUGCCUCUGUAAUUGCUGCUGUAAAUGUAGCUGAAUCUGCUGUCGAUGAAAUUCCUCCUGCACUUGUCUUUGAAGCAAGUCAUUUCUAAUGCGCUCAUUUUCCAUUUGCUCUGCCUGCCAAAGUUGUUGAAAUUGAGCAUUAAACUGAUGAUAAUCAGGUUGAGGUGGUCCAUGUAAAGGUUGUGCAGGAUUGGGCACAAAGUAGUGCAGGGGAUUGUUGACAUUGUGAGGACCAACUGCACCCUCAUAAUGAAUAGGGCCAUAUACAGGAGGAGCAGGUUCAUUAGGAAUGUGAGGCACCUGUGGGGGCUGCAUCCCGGCUGCCUCUGCUUGUGCUUGCUGUCUUAUCUCAUUUCUGUCCUGUCGCCGGCGAAGAUCGCGCUGAUGGCGUCUGUCAUUUUGAGCUGCAUUUACUCGCUCAUUCAAGCGUGCAUUGUAAUCAACUGGAGGAGGAUGAUGAGCACGCUGCACAUGUGCAAUUGCAUUUCGUGGCAAGCCGGGAUAUUGUGCAACUGGAAGCGGCUCAUAUUGAAAGUGAGGCGGAGGUUGCCAAGCAAAAGGUCGUGGAACAGGUCCUGCUUGUGGCUCAUUAGCUGGCAUAAAAUUUGGUUGUGGUGCAGGAGGCAGAGGCCUGUCCUGAUUAUCAUGGGCAGCACGACGACGAUUACGUCUGGUAGGUGAAGUCAUUUGAAGUCGAUUGAUCCUGUCUUGUUCGCGUUGGGAGUGUCGAUCACGUUCCGGGGUGAUUUGUUCUCCAUUGCUAAUGUGUAGAUAUGAGCAUCAUGCACCUUGCACAUGGCAAUAUAUAUAUCAGCAACUCACAGAAUAGGUAUAUAUCCAUCCAUGGUUGUUAAAUUCAAACGGUUGUUUAGCAAGUGCAAAAUUUGUCAAAAGUGUAUAUCACACUUUAUUACACUUGGCUGCAGGGAAAGGCAGUUCAACUCGAGAAUUCUAUUCAAAAGCAGCAGCCAAGUUGUGUAAUGAUUUGUGUAACCAAAAGUGUAAUCAAAUUUCUAUUAUUGCUUUUGUUAUUCUCGAUGCC
Messenger RNA from Suillus plorans, 1151 nucleotides. RefSeq lists its product as uncharacterized. The record is from RefSeq and is a predicted model, not a curated record. NCBI's taxonomy places the organism in Eukaryota, Fungi, Basidiomycota, Agaricomycetes, Boletales, Suillaceae. The transcript has 2 exons. The annotation marks the transcript as partial.